AUGUCAAGGUCGCUUAGUAUUGAAAUCCCGUACCACCGUCGCUCCAUUACCAGUCACUUGCAGCAACACCGUGGUACACCACUAUUGGAAGAUCAGAAUUACAUGAACGCAUUAAAUCAACCGUCGAAUGGCUUGUACGUCAUGGAGACUCCAAAGGAAGGAGAUGUGGUACCGAGUGGACGACGAUCACUGCGUCAAUUCCCGCCUGUGGAUCACAAUGGACCAUUUCGACAACACCUUGGCACACUUGAAGCCUCUGGGGCCUUUUUAGCGAUGGAUAAUGGCAGCACUAUUAGUAGCCCGAGCAGCAACUGCAUUGAAUCAUUGAGUCUCAAUAAUAAUAAUAUGAGCGCUACAGCACAGCAGCCGUUGAUCUCCACGCCACGAGCGACGCAAAAGAACAUUGUUCGCGUCAUUGAUAAAGACAUGACACAGCAAUUUCGUGGCCGCUCCAAGUAUAUGGGACAAGGACGUAUUCGCUGGUUUGAGAAUCGAAAGUCACAGCUUCUGGGGUUUUGCCUUACAAUGGCGUUCUUAGGUGUAUCCGUCGCAAUGUACAACUAUCGGUGGACGGGACUUAUUGCUGGAUCGAUAAACACUAUCAUUUGCGGUUCUGCCGUCGUGAUCACGUACUGCCGCAAGAAACAGUGGCAUCAGCAUCCGAAUCCCAUUGUGCAUAACCGUUCGGUGCUGAGUAUCUUCAUGGCAGUUUGCUUGCUGUUGAACGUUAUUGUGGACUUUGACCCGAGUGGGUCCAAUACAAAUUGUCAGCGACUUGCCGGUAUCACUGAAUUUUUUUUCUUUACAGGCGAAGCAUGGGGACUCGUCAUGGCUUGCGAUCUCUUCUUUUCGCUUACUAGUCCGUUCACAAGCUACAAGCGGUUGAUGAAAUUUUACCACCUAUGGGUAUGGCUAGGCGGAAUCAUAAUGGGCGUCCUUACGUACUCGGUACAGGGUGCAGGUGGUUUCUUUACCGUCGAUGGUCAGUCGAUGACGUAUGGAUCCGACACUGAUACGGUUAUCGGCUUUUGUCUUGCGUCGUCGCGCAUUUGCUGCGACUCUGGUGAAGCCUGUCCGGAUAGUAUAACGAAAUGCUCAACCACCUCUAGCUUCUUAAACGCGCAGAAGUGGCCCUGGAUAUUGAUUUACUCUUUUGUCUUGCUGGUGCUCUUUGUAUCUGUGUGCGUGUUGACAUUGGCUUGGCACCGACUUUACCUCCGCGGCGUCCCGAAGACGUAUAACAUUCGCCUUCGUGUGCUGAACUAUAUUUCUUUCUUCACUGGUGCUUACGUUUUCUACUGGCUGCUCCUGCUACUACUAUACAUGUGCGCCUACUUUUUGUCGACGAAGAGCGACACGUCGAACUCAGAGGCCGUCGCGCAGGUGCUUCGUCAGCUUGUGAUUUUCCUCAUUUCGUCCAAGGGCUAUCUGGACUAUGUGAUUUGGUUUGCUGUAAACAAUAUUGAGAGGAAGGGUGGAAACGGACGUGCUAAGUCUGCAGAUGUGGAUGUUGACUUGAGCCCGCAGGUGAACACAGCACUGCGUUCAGAGAUUUUAUAUUACACUACGUCUGGUAUUAAGGAGUCCGUCCGCGCGGUGACUGAUGAGCUGAUUUCCAUCCCAAUUUCUGGCGAAAGCGAAGAGGGCAAGAAGUCUAUCAAGUUCUGGUCGUUUUGCCCCGCUUCGUUCCGUAACAUCCGUCUGACGUUUGGAAUUAGUGAUGCUGACUACGUUCAAAUGUUUGGCGCCACCACGAAGGAACGGUUCAGUGAAGGCCGCAGUGGAGCUUUCAUGUUUUACACGUCAGAUGAGAGUUUGAUUGUGAAGACUAUGUCACCGGAGGAGUGUGCGUUCUUGCGCAAGAUGGCACCAAAUUAUGAGGCCUACAUGACCAGUAACCCCGAUACUCUUUUGACGCGUUUCUAUGGCUGUCAUUCCGUCUCACUGUACGGAAAGAUGUACUACUUCGUGGUCAUGGGAAAUCUGUUUUCGGACACGGAUGUUGUGCACCACCGUUACGAUAUCAAGGGAUCAUGGGUUGAUCGUAAUGCGAAGGUACCGAGCCCCGGUGACAAAACUGCAUGCCGUUACUGCAAUGCCUCGUAUACGUUUGGCAGUACAAAGAAUCAAGAAUGCGGAGAUGGCAUGAACUUCCACGAGCCCGAUAUUGUUCUGAAGGAUAAUGACUUGAUGACCAAGAUUCGAAUCCAUCCAGCCACUGCCCACCGCAUCUACGACCAAAUCCACCGAGACAGUGAUUUCUUGUGCUCUCAGGGUAUUAUGGAUUACAGUCUGCUGAUGGGUAUUCAAAGUUCGGAAUACUUUGUUGACACGAAUCAAUUACCGCAAGCUCGUCGUGACCUGCUCUUCACGCAACCCGCAACGAGUGUAGCUGGUCCCUCGCUUUACCAUUUCGGUAUAAUUGAUUUUCUCCAGCAAUGGACGUUGGAGAAAAAGAUGGAACGUUUCUACAAGACUAUUAUCAAGCGCAAAGACCCUGAAGGUGUCUCUGCGCUGCCGCCAAAGCCUUAUAAGUUUCGUUUUCAGCAAAAGAUGUCACGGAUUUUUGCAUUAUCAACGCACACACGAGCCAAGAACGACACGGCAUUUAACCACAAUUACCCGACGCUGAUUGAUGUGCUGGAUCAGGGCAAUUAUGACGCUCAGCGCCACAAUACGUUUAUCAGCAACUCCGUGGUGGACCAAAGGCCCGUGUUUAAUCCAGAUCAACAGCAGGAUAUUCGCGUAGUGUAG
Molecule: messenger RNA, 2754 nt
Organism: Peronospora belbahrii
Lineage: Eukaryota; Oomycota; Peronosporomycetes; Peronosporales; Peronosporaceae
Source: the annotation of a GenBank genome assembly